AAAAGUCGAUUUGAGUCAGAGAGAGAGAGACUUCGACGACAAUUCAAACUUGUACGGACUAAGACCAGACUCUCUCUGACGUUGUCAGAUCUGCGACCUGCUAGCGAGAGGAUGCGAGAGGAAACUGUGGUUUACGAGCAGGAGGAGUCUGUUUCUCACGGCGGGGGCAAGCACAGGAUCCUUGCAGAGCUUGCCCGCGUUGAACAGGAAGUCGCUUUCUUGGAGAAAGAGUUGAAGGAGGUCGAGAACACAGAUAUUGUAUCAACCGUGUGUGAGGAGCUGCUAUCUGUCAUCGAGAAAGGACCCGAUCCUCUGUUGCCACUAACCAAUGGACCUUUGAACUUAGGAUGGGACCGGUGGUUUGAAGGACCAAAUGGAGGAGAAGGCUGCAGAUGCUUAAUACUUUGAUUCGCUAGACAGAGUAAUGUGUUACAUAUACUAGUUUCUUGCUAGGAUAUCAUUUUACAUGGGAUCCAAAAUGGGGCUGUAGCAGAGAAAAAGCGUACAGAUUAAUGAGCAUUGGAAUUGCAUAGAACGGCUUAGUUGCACCUACGUAAACAGUAUUAUAUGUAUAUGUAAUGUAUGGGAUCCGGAUCUGACAUACGAGUAAUGGAGUUUCAGGCUUACAGCUUCUCAUCUUCUUAUUCUAGAUCUUGUUGAAAGAAGCUGAAAUGUGCAUAGUGAUAUUUGGGGGCUAAUAGAGUAAUAGCUAAUGAGGAAGUGGGUACAAUCUUGAAGACCGUUAAGUGUGUCUCUCUUUUUUCUUUUUAGAUAACUUUUGGCCACAUCCACCCUCCAUGAUACACACACGCUAGUUUCGAGGAUCAGAAUACAUACAUACCUAUGUUUAUUAUAUAGAUAGAACGAUAAUGGAACACAGAGCACAUGCCUCAUCUGUUGUCUUUUUAUUAUUACUUAUUACUCUUCUCCUCCACUUCUGUAUUAUUACAGUCUGUUAAAGUAGAACCCCCUUUUGUUUUUUUCUUUCUAUGUCUCAAAAAUUAAAACAAGUUAUGAGGUUUAAAAA
Messenger RNA from Arabidopsis thaliana (thale cress), 1027 nucleotides. It is a transcript of the gene GG1, whose product is annotated as Ggamma-subunit 1. The coding region runs from base 112 to 408 and encodes 98 amino acids. The record is from RefSeq and is marked reviewed. NCBI's taxonomy places the organism in Eukaryota, Viridiplantae, Streptophyta, Magnoliopsida, Brassicales, Brassicaceae. Gene Ontology annotation, biological process: G protein-coupled receptor signaling pathway. The transcript is spliced from 4 exons. Gene Ontology annotation, cellular component: cytoplasm; Golgi membrane; plasma membrane.